AUGUCAUCCACAUGGUCUCUAACAAGUUCACUAGCAACAACAGAACAAACGCGUAUUCAAUCAAGCGAAACAUCAACUCUCGGUACAAACAUAACUACAUUAGUAACAGAAAUCCUAACAACACCGAGUGAUAUCUACGAUCCACGUCUAACACGACCCUUUGCAAUCAUCUGUUUGUUUAUCGGCAGUAUUGGAAAUUCGUUGUCAUUCAUCGUUUUCACUCAAAAACAAUUGCGAACACAUUCAACAUUUCGUUAUUUAGCAUAUCUUUCGAUUGUUGAUCUAAUCGUUAUCUACUUAGGCUUAGGCCAUUUGAUCUUACGAGACUAUUUCCACUUAGAUAUUCGUGAACGAAGUUUAUUUCUUUGUAAAUUUCAUACAUUUCUCACCUAUGCCACCACACAUCUUUCGUCAUGGAUACUAACGAUUGUUUCGAUCGAUCGUGCUAUCGCAUGCACUGUCAUCCGAUUGAACAAACGUUUCUGUCGUCCAAAAUCAGCCGACCGAAUAUUCGUAGCAAUGUGUAUAGUCAUCGCGUUAAUCAACAGUCAUAUUCUUUUCUUCAUGGGUUCAAAGCAGACAGUGGUUCGUUCAACCGGUAGCAAUGUUUCUUUACAUCAACAAGUUAUUAUUUGUACACAUAAUACAUCGGAAGUGUAUUUUCACUUUUUCGAAAAGCCGUACAGCAUCAUUGAUCUCUUUUCGUAUGUGCUGAUUCCGUUUCUAAUCAUGACAGUCUGCGCAGGAAUUAUUGCUUAUCGUCUCUUUUUUUCUUUGAGUAAAACCCAAUUGACAAAUGCAUCCAAAAAGAAAACUCGCAAGGGCACGCGUCGUGCCAAACAAAUCUCUUAUAUGUUAUUAAUAUUAAAUCUUGUUUUUGUUAUUCUUCUCGCGCCUAUUGUCGUUGGACAAGUUUUUCAAGAACUUAAUCAAGAACAUCAUUAUCGUUUAUAUAAUUCAAUCACAUUAGUGUUGUCCUAUUCAAAUCAUGCAUUGAAUUUCGUUCUCUAUGGCAUCGCUUCACCACAAUUCCGUUUAACGCUGCGUCAACUGUUAGGCUUGGGAAAUAUCAAUACCACUCAAAGACGUUUUCAAACAUUCGGCUUUUUUACUUCAACCGGUUUGUGA
Messenger RNA from Adineta ricciae, 1128 nucleotides. The record is from the annotation of a GenBank genome assembly. NCBI's taxonomy places the organism in Eukaryota, Metazoa, Rotifera, Eurotatoria, Adinetida, Adinetidae.